Oncorhynchus keta (chum salmon) is the source of this 2619-nucleotide messenger RNA. RefSeq names its product adipose secreted signaling protein (gene adisspa). The transcript has 6 exons. The record is from RefSeq and is a predicted model, not a curated record. NCBI's taxonomy places the organism in Eukaryota, Metazoa, Chordata, Actinopteri, Salmoniformes, Salmonidae. The coding region runs from base 349 to 858 and encodes 169 amino acids.
GUAAACGUGAUGUUUACAUGAGGGGUGUUGAAAAACUUCCCUCCCCGCGAUGCCUGCAUCCGCCGUUGACUGCAGCUAAAGGUCACCGAGAAAGCUACGUGCCAGGUAUGGCUGUUGUAGACUGCGUCGGUCCGGAGGAGGAGAGCUGGAGAGGAGACUGAGUAGAGCCUCGGAAAUAAGAGAUCAGACAAACACAGCAAGCAGCAUGCCGUUUGGGAUAGUAACGCUUCCCACUGUCCGAUACCAUCAUCACUAAGCACUGAACAAAUAUCCAAAGCGGAGGGUAAUGAUGACAUCACAAAUUCAGACUGAUACAGUGUGAUCCAUCAUUCCUGGCCUGACGUUGACAUGGCAACAGGCAGGAAGGGGUCCACCUCAAAGGGAGGAAGUGUGCGUUUCCCUGACGACGAGGAUGCCAUGGGCUCCCCUGUUCACCGUGAGGACAAAGCCAAUGAUUCUUCCAUCCCUGCUCUCCCAGAGCCUGAUGGGAACUUCCUGGUUAAGGUAGGGUUCCUGAGGAGUCUGCAUCGUUAUGAGAUCGUCUUCACCCUCCCAGAGGUGCCUGUGCUGGGGAAAGAUGUGUGCUCCCUCCCUUCCUCCUCAUCACCAACUCCCAGACCCCUCCUCAAAGUCAACCGUGUCACACCCACACCAGAGGGUGGGGUGAAGGUGACGUGUGAGUACACCACCCACCAGGAGGGGGUGCUGCAGGAGGAGCUGACCCUGGUCAGCCGGGGGAAGAAGGACCAACGUUUGCGGGUCAGACUACAGGCCCGGGUCAUGGAUCGUCACCAUGGUACUCCUCUGCUGCUGGAGGGGGUGCGGUGUCUGGGGACGGAGAAAGAAAAAAGGAAAUGAGCCGUCUGUCCCUUUAUAUCUUCCCCCUCCUGUUGAGACCAGCCAUCGUCUGUCCCUUUAUAUCUUCCCCCUCCUGUUGAGACCAGCCAUCGUCCGUCCCUUUAUAUCUUCCCCCUCCUGUUGAGACCAGCCAUCGUCCGUCCCUUUAUAUCUUCCCCCUCCUGUUGAGACCAGCCAUCGUCCGUCCCUUUAUAUCUUCCCCCUCCUGUUGAGACCAGCCAUCGUCCGUCCCUUUAUAUCUUCCCCCUCCUGUUGAGACCAGCCAUCGUCCGUCCCUUUAUAUCUUCCCCCUCCUGUUGAGACCAGCCAUCGUCCGUCCCUUUAUAUCUUUUCCCUCCUGUAGAGACCAGCCAUCGUCCGUCCCUUUAUAUCUUUUCCCUCCUGUAGAUACCAGCCAUCGUCCGUCCCUUUAUAUCUUACUCCUUUUGUAGAGACCAGCCAUCAUCCGUCCAUUUAUAUCUUCCCCCUCCUGUAGAGACCAGGCAUCGUCCGUCCCUUUAUAUCUUACUCCUCCUGUAGAGACCAGCCAUCGUCCAUUUAUAUCUUCCCACCCCCUCCUGUAGAGACCAGCUGUCGUAGUGGAACAAAACCAGCACUUACCUGCACUUAGCCACACACAUGCAUGCACCCGUAGUGGCACACACACACCUGAGGAGGCUGAUGGGAGGUGCUAUAGGGACGGCUUAGUGUAAAGACUGGAAUGGAACAUGUGGAACAGUAUCAAACAUAUAGACACCACGUUUGACUCCGUUCCAUGAAUUCCAUUCCAGCCAUUACAAUGAGCCCAUGUAACGGAUGUGAAACGGCUAGCUUAGUUAGCGGUGUGCGCUAAAUAGCGUUUCAAUCGGUUACGUCACUUGCUCUGAGACCUUGAAGUACUAGUUCCCCUUGCUCUGCAAGAGCCGCGGCUUUUGUGGAGCGAUGGGUAACGAUGCUUCGAGGGUGACUGUUGUCGUUGUGCGCAGAAGGUCCCUGGUUCGCGCCCGGGUAUGGGCGAGGGGACUGUUUAAAAUUAUACUGUUACACCCAUCCUCCUAUAGCUCCUCCCACCAGCCUCCUCUGACACACAAACACACACACACACAAACGUUUUUUUUGUGAUUAGCCCUGUAAUGAAGACCAAGGUGUCCAUGAUCACUUAUAGUUCCCCAAAUGUAAAAUGACACAUUCCUCAGUGAGGGAGCCAAUGUGUUUCAACAUCCACUGUAGGUCCAUUAUAUAACCAGGCACUGCAGCUCCUUUGUUUCUCGUCCCUUCUGUCGUUCUGCAACAAGAGCCAAGCGUCAACCAGCCUUAAACGAUCAGAAAGAAUAUUUACAUUUAAAUUAUGCACGUCAAUAUAACCUGUCAUUGUAUUAUGAUUUACACUGAGUGGACAAAACAGUAAGAACACCUUCCUAAUAUUGAGUUACACCCCCCCCAUUCACCCUCUAAAUGUCACACAUACACAAUCCAUGUCUCAAUUCUCUCAAGGCUUAAAAACCCCUCUUUAGCCUGUCUACUCCCCUUCAUGUACACCGAUUUGAAGUGUAUUUAACAGAUGACAUCAAUAAGGGAUCAUAGAUUUCACUUGGAUUCACCUGGUCAGGCUGUCAUGGAAAGAGAAGGUGUUCUUAAUGUUUUGUCCACUCGUUGUACAGUAUGUGUUCUGUGUGAGCGCCACCUUUCACCAACUAUGUAAGAGUAUGCCUUUUAGUCUCUGUAUUGUACUAGAUUCUCCUCUAUCUCUGUCAGUAAAUAAAAUAUCAUGUCAACCGUUAA